GGUCCCAACUUGAAAGGCGAAGUUGAGAACCAAGAUUUAGUCCUUCCUGUUUCCUCAGAGCCGGUCACUACGAGAGAGAUGAACUUUCUGAGCAAAAAUACUAUCUGCUAUGAGCCGCCUGAGGAAAAACUGAAGGGAAAGAAUCCUCUUAAAUAACAAGUUGCUCUCUAGGAAGAAUUUUUCCCGAGAGAACUCUGGAAGGGCUUCUUCCAGAAGAGUUACUGAUUAUUCCCAGAUGAAUCUUGGGAAAUGAACCUCUUCUCGGCUUUCUAAUGCUAACAAAAGUGAUAUCUCCUCGUUUGAGGUUGAAAGGGGUGUGGCUGAGAUCCACAAAACUCGCAAUUUUCAAGGCAGAAAUGCUUCAGAGAAGAAUAGCUCUGACCUCAUAGGUGAACAGGAGUUUUACAGAGCAAAACAAAUGAAGCACCAUAGGUUGGGGGUUGAUAAGAAGUCAAUUUAUGGAAAUUCAAGGGGAUUUCCUCAAAAAUAGACCAAUUUCUGCUACAUCCAGCCUUUUGAAAGUGGAAAAAGGGUUUAAGAAGAGGCCGCUGACAGGCAGAGUCAUGGUACAGCAUCGUCCAAGCAUGAGAAUUCUCAGAGAAAGAGCAUCUAAAGACACACCUAAUCUUGAAGUUCACAAUGGAUGUCAUAAUACGAGAAAUAAUGAAGGAAUCGAUCAGAUGCAGCUCAAGAAUACAAUGAAGUAUAUUACAGGCCAGAUGCAGCUAGCUAAAGACUAUCUUUCAAAAUAAAGCUCUCCAUUCUCAGAAUCAAUAUGGGUUCCGCUCUCAGGCCCACACAAGUAUAAAGACUGUAGGAGGGUUUGUCAAGGUGAAUCCCAAAGCAAGGCUUAAAGGCAAGGAGAAUUCGUGCAGAAACUCUGUCAGAAGUGGAAUGGAUACUCGUCAAGCCUCAAAAGAUCUAACCGAUGUGAUGUACGAUAUAAAGAUAAAUACCCAAGGUCGGCCUCCUUCUGGCUUUAAGGGAGAUACGAGUCAAAGAAAGGUGAAUUCUGAAGAGAAUAAUCCAGUUCUCAAGCCUAAUAUAACCAAAGGGAAAUACAAGAAGGAAUCAAGUGAGUAUUUAUCCAAGGCAGACAAGAAAACUAGGGGCAAGAAAUAAUAUAAUGAUUCAGUCAGUUUAAA
Messenger RNA from Moneuplotes crassus, 1145 nucleotides. The record is from the annotation of a GenBank genome assembly. NCBI's taxonomy places the organism in Eukaryota, Ciliophora, Spirotrichea, Euplotida, Euplotidae.